GCCCGUCAAUGUGAGCAGACAAGAUGGCGAUGGUGUGAGUGUCACUGGGAUAUAUGCCGUAUCGUAGUAUCAUAGCUUCAAGUUGUACAUCAUGCUGACUGUGUUGUUGUACCAUUCAUAUUAACAACAAGAUGGACACGGACAUGGUAGAAGUUGUGGGCCAGGCAUGUCGCACAGCUCGCCUUGCUAAGAACUGCAAUGUGAAAUAAAGAUGGAUAAAUGUAAGCACGUUGGCCGGCUGCGCCUUUCCCAAGACCACUCGAGCCUAAACCCACAGAAAUGGCACUGCGUAGAUUGUAACACAACAGAGUCUGUUUGGGCCUGCUUGAGCUGCUCACAUGUUGCCUGUGGGCGCUACAUUGAAGAACAUGCUCUUAAGCACUUCCAGGAACAAAAACACCCGGUAGCACUUGAAGUGAAUGAGCUUUAUGUGUUUUGCUACCUUUGUGAUGACUAUGUGCUUAAUGACAAUGCCACAGGUGACUUAAAACUUUUGCGCAGUACUUUGAGUGCCAUUAAGAGUCAGAAUUAUGAGUGCACCACCCGGAGUGGCCGCACACUACGCUCUAUGGCUGCUAGCGAUGACAUCUCGGCCGGCAGUGUGCAAGAGCUGCUUCGUGAUGAGGACCGCAUGUUUACGGCACUUUGGCAUCGACGCCACUCCCAGUUGGGCCGUGUGUUUCGUUCAUGGUUUGAACUAACUGCAGGAGGUAGGCGACGAGCAGAGGAAGAAAGGCUCAGGGAGGAGGCAGAGAUGAAAAGAAAAGAGGCUAGGGAGAGAAGGCAGAACUUGAAAAGACAAAUGAAGGAAAUACUGGAAGGUGCUCCACCACGAAAAAGCCACCGACUCAUGGAGCAAAACCAAAAGUGCACCCCCACAAAGAAUGUUCAAACACCUGUGCGCAAAAGGACAUCCCGGGUGCCAGCACAGCAACGAAUACCUUUGAGGACUAGGACAAAUAAAACUUGCAAGGCAGUAAGAAAGAGCACGGCAAAAUCAAAACUUAAACUGAACACAGUCACAAUGCCUACCUCACCCAAAGCAAGUACAAUUAAGCAAGUAGACUCUCCAAUCAAACGGAGGCCUACAGUAACCCCUGGGGUGACAGGACUGCGAAACUUGGGGAAUACCUGCUAUAUGAACUCCAUUUUACAGGUGCUAAGUCACCUGCACAUCUUCCGCAAGUGCUUCCUGCAGCUUGACCUCAAUCAAGCCUUAGAGCACCUAUCUAACACUGCAAAUGGAAAUACCCAGGCUCUCUGUAGUCUGAUUCAGCGCCAUGGCAAACGUGGGCUUGUUUCCUCAUUUAAUUCAAAGAAAACCUCUUCAGUGGGCCUUAGUGGUGGUGCAUUACGGAGCAGAAACAUGGAGUUAAUUCAGCCCAAGGAGCCUAGCUCCAAACAUAUCUCACUGUGCCAUGAGCUUCACACACUUUUCCAGGUAAUGUGGUCAGGGAAAUGGGCCUUGGUGUCUCCCUUUGCUAUGCUUCACUCUGUUUGGAAACUUAUUCCUGCCUUUAGAGGCUAUUCCCAGCAAGAUGCACAAGAAUUUCUCUGUGAGUUUCUAGACAAGGUACAGCAAGAACUUGAGACUACUGGAGCACUACAGCCCAGCAUUGUCCCAGCAACUCAAAGGGAAUUAAUCAAGCAAGUCCUUAAUGUUGUGAACACCAUCUUUCAUGGACAGCUACUUAGUCAGGUUACCUGUCUGUCCUGUGACAAUAAAUCCAACACAAUAGAGCCAUUCUGGGAUUUGUCGCUGGAAUUUCCAGAGCGGUAUCACUUCAAUGGGAAGGAAACAGCUUCACAACAUCCCUGCCUACUGACAGAAAUGUUAGCAAAAUUUACAGAAACUGAAGCAUUGGAAGGGAAGAUUUAUGCAUGUGAUCAGUGCAACAGUAAACGGAGAAAAUUUUCUUCAAAACCAGUCAUUUUGACUGAAGCACAGAAGCAGCUAAUGGUACACAGGUUGCCUCAGGUUUUACGGCUACAUCUUAAACGCUUCAGGUGGUCAGGACGUAAUCACAGAGAGAAAAUUGGAGUUCAUGUUGACUUUGACCAGAUAUUAAAUAUGGAACCGUACUCUUGUAGAGAUUCAUCUGGAACCUUCAGGCCAGACUCUUUUAUAUAUGAUUUAUCAGCUGUUGUGAUGCAUCAUGGGAAAGGAUUUGGCUCAGGGCACUACACAUCAUACUGCUAUAAUACAGAAGGAGGAUUCUGGGUACAUUGCAAUGACUCAAAAUUAAAUAUCUGCACUGUGGAUGAAGUGUGCAAGGCGCAGGCCUACAUCCUGUUUUAUACGCAGCGCUUUUCUCAGGAGAAAGCACAGUCUCGUUAAUCACUGGGGAAAUUAUCCAGCAGCGUAACACCAGCAUUGCAUUGGAAAGGGUAACCCUUCCCUUUAAGACAUCAGCACAGCCAAAGGCAUUUUCGUCUUUGCCUCUCUUUCUUGUCUUUUUUAAAAGUUUGUGAAUAGGAACCUUUUUUAUGUACAAUUGAAAUGUUUUUACGUUUCCUUCCUAUGUGAAUUAGUGUACAGAAUGUUUAUAAUGUUUUUGUAAUAAAAUGUUUUUAAAUUUUGUUGGAAAAGUAAUAGUGUGUAUAAAAAUGUUAAUUGAUUUUAAUGGAAUCACAGAUAAAGACCUCACUUUUUUGUAUAUUGCAUCUUUUAGACAAUGUUGUCUAAAAGUGUUUUCUUUUUUUGAAGUGUUAAGUUUCUGUUGCAAACUUCCUUUUACAGUACCACUCUAAUUAAGAGAUUUGUAAUGUCUCCAGCAACUUGCCUUUCAGAUCAGUUUCAGUGACUGUGCACUUCUGUAUUCAGAGGAGCUUAGCAAUGUAGGUUAUGUUUUAAUAGCCCCAUUUAGAAUGUACUUAGAAUAAUGAUCUUACAGUUUGGCUUCAUUUGCAGAGAUUUAAGAUGAAAAUGGGUGACAUUUACUGGGAUGUAUUUUAACAAAGAGCAACGCCAUUUUUAUAUGUUUAAAAUGUUUUACCAGUCCAUCAAAUGACUUUUGACAAGCUUAGGAAAAUGUUGAUACAAGACCAACAACUUUGUACUGAUGUAACUAAAGAACCAUUUAAGGGGAAAGGGCAACCAAGAUAUAAACUUUCCUAAUUAUGCGAAACUGCUUUUAAAGGUCAGUUACAUAGCUGUCUUGCAAGAGACCCCAUUGUGCUUUAAUUACAGUUAUUCAAUUUGUUUUCCAGUUCAGCCUUAUUUUUUUUCAGUUAGCCACAAAAUAGCUCAUAAUCCAACAGUUUAACACACAUGGUAGAGGUGUAGGACCACCAUCUGAAUGUGUAGGUUCAGGGGCAUUCUGCAGACCAAAGAUGUAGUCUGCUUUGGUAGUACAGAAUAUAGUAUAGCUGUAAAAUCAUGAAUACAAAUGUGUCAGAUGUAGUGUCAUAAUGAUCGCUCUCUGGCUUACAAAAGAUAGCCUUGGGGCUUUACAGAGCUCCGGUGUGAUAAGUUCUGCUUUCGUAUUUAGCUGUUCAGCCAGCAAACAUCACGUGUCUUGAGCUGGUUCCCCACGUGAGGACAGGCUGUAGGCACUUUGUGGAUUUUGAGAUAACAGCAUUCAUUUACCAACUUCUGUGCAACUGCUGUACAGCACCCAAAGGUGUUUUAAUCAGAUAUGUAUCUAUUUCACUUUUUUCUACAUUUUUUUUCUGGGCGAAUCCUUUCUUGGCCUCUUGUCCUCCACCCAGGGCCUCUGCAUUUUAUUUGUGCUUGUUACUUCAUCAAAGCAAAAAAGUACUUGCCAUUAAUCCAAAUUGUUUAAUACUCCUAAUAAAGUUUUUAGUUCAUCCACAUUAAUCGUUUUACAUGUAUGCAAAAAUCCUAGCAGAAUAGUCUGGUGGAGAGAAAAUAUGUGAAUCCUUUCAAGUUAUCCUUAUGAUAUCCUUAUAAUUUAAUCUAACAUAUGAUCUGAUCUUCAUCUGUGUCCUAAUAAGUUAGAAAGUGAAUCUGAUUAAACAAACACACCAAUAAAAUCAUUUAUGCAUUGAUACAUUAACGUCCCAUUUUUGGACCCUUAGGUUCACUAAAUGUUUGACACCAUCUUUAGUAGUAAGAACAUUAAUCACACGUUUCGUGAACCUGUUGGUAAUUUCUCUUGGCAGCUAAACAGCUAUUUUGGCUCAUUUGUUUUAAAUCGAACUGCACAAAUCACCUUAUGCCAUAAUGUUUCAGCUAGUGUGUUGCCAUUAACUUGUAUUAAAUUUCUUAUAUGUUGAGGAUCAUUCUUGCGGUGUAAAUCGCACAUUCUGUUAAGCCUCAGAUCACAGACAGGUACUCCUCUGCAGAAAUGGGUAACAGAAUCCACAGUGAUUACUAACCACUUCGGUAUUGAGGUUGCAAAGUUAUCCUCAGGCCAUUAUAGCUCCAUGUCUAGUGAGUGGGAUGACGACAAGUAGUCAUCGACUUUACAAGGUAUGCGUCUUACGACCAUUCGUCUUACGACUGCUACCGUGUCUCACGGGCAAACAACAGUAUUCGCCCGCCAGCUUUGUAUGUCGUGACUCGCUCAUUUCGAUCUCAGUUUAUUACGUACAGUGGUCUUAACUACUUUCAGUUAUAUUUGUCUUACAAUUACAGGGAAAAAGGCAAUUGAUCUUGACCCAAAAAUGAAGGUGAUCAAGCAGUAUGAGAGA
Messenger RNA from Polypterus senegalus (gray bichir), 4656 nucleotides. It is a transcript of the gene usp44, whose product is annotated as ubiquitin specific peptidase 44. The transcript is spliced from 7 exons. The record is from RefSeq and is a predicted model, not a curated record. Gene Ontology annotation, cellular component: cytoplasm. Bases 212 to 2338 code for a protein of 708 amino acids. Lineage: Eukaryota; Metazoa; Chordata; Cladistia; Polypteriformes; Polypteridae. Gene Ontology annotation, biological process: protein deubiquitination. Gene Ontology annotation, molecular function: zinc ion binding; cysteine-type deubiquitinase activity.